GUAAACAACAGCAGAAGCAUGCUGUCAAAGAAUGAAUGGCCAAUAUACCGCGAGUAGCCAGCUGAGCCAGCCGCAGCGUCAGAGACAAACGGCGACUACCUGUGACAAAUUCACCUCUUCUGCCUCUUGUCUCUCCUUAACACAGUCUCUACCCGCCGGCUUCUCCAGCAGGAUGGGUAGUCAUUGCUCGCGUAGAUCGGUGAAGGCGACUCGCCCACCGAUCAAAACAAAACAUGGCCAUUGUUUACUUACGGCGAUGACGCACAUCGCCACUGUUUUGAUACCCAUUUAUACACACAACGCGUUCAAGCCACCAAAACAGCCACUUGCUCGUGUGCAAAUCCCCCAUUUCAUCCCCUCCACUGUGGUUGGUGUCCUUUAUUCAGUUCCGUCCCAAUUCCUAUGGGAUCCGAUUGAGUUUGCGUUUCGAAUGAAGCCGUCGCUUUUCUUAAGCCUCCAUGCGUCAUUUCGCUUCCUCGGGUCACUCUUCCGGUGCCAUGCGGCUGGGGCUUGCUGACUACGCACGUUCCAAGUGCAAUGAUCCUUUACGCUCGAGGGAGAAUGUGAUACAAUCCGGUACUCUGCAGCAGGUACUUUAGUAGGCAAUUGAUGAUAUCAGUUAGACCAUUUGAAUUCUGGUGUCUCCAAUAGCUAGAGCCAGGUACUUCGUACUCCGUAUAGAGUACUAUCGCCAGACUUCCACUGGUGCUGCAAAUGCUUCAGUCUGAGUAUCUCUGAUUUAUUGCUUUUUGUACUACUCAUCGUAUCAAGAUAGUCAGCCUGCGCAGGGCCUCCUUGUAAGCAAAUGUAUGCCAUGCCGGCUUGACUUGCCGGAGCCCGUCGUCAUCUCGCGCAUCUCCCGGGGGACAAAGCAAGGAGGUAGCCUUGGGAGCAAGUGCCAGCAGUACUACUAGGUAUCCAUGUCUGUAGCUGGCCCAU
Trichoderma asperellum CBS 433.97 is the source of this 939-nucleotide messenger RNA. The record is from RefSeq and is a predicted model, not a curated record. NCBI's taxonomy places the organism in Eukaryota, Fungi, Ascomycota, Sordariomycetes, Hypocreales, Hypocreaceae.